AUGUCUGGACGUGGUAAAGGCGGUAAAGUGAAGGGAAAGGCAAAGUCCCGUUCGAAUCGUGCCGGUCUACAAUUCCCCGUUGGACGUAUUCACAGGCUGCUGCGAAAGGGAAAUUAUGCAGAGCGUGUGGGUGCCGGCGCUCCGGUGUACCUGGCCGCAGUCAUGGAGUACCUCGCCGCUGAAGUUCUAGAGUUGGCCGGUAACGCUGCUCGGGACAAUAAGAAGACCAGAAUCAUACCGAGACAUCUUCAGCUUGCCAUCCGCAACGAUGAAGAGUUGAACAAGCUCCUCUCCGGUGUGACGAUCGCCCAGGGCGGUGUACUACCCAACAUUCAGGCGGUCCUUCUUCCCAAGAAGACCGAGAAGAAGGCCUAA
Molecule: messenger RNA, 375 nt
Organism: Parnassius mnemosyne (clouded apollo)
Lineage: Eukaryota; Metazoa; Arthropoda; Insecta; Lepidoptera; Papilionidae
Source: the annotation of a GenBank genome assembly